AUGUCUAUCCCAACCACCAUGAAAGCCGUCCUGGUCGAAAAGACCGGCGGCCCCGAGGUCCUCGACUUUAAGACCGACUAUCCCGUCCCCACCCCGCAAGAGGGCCAAUUGCUCGUCAAAAACAAUAUCUCCGGCAUCAACUACAUCGACACCUACUUCCGCACGGGGCUCUACCCCGCCCCAAAGCCUGAAGUCUUGGGCCGCGAAGGCGCCGGUACCGUCGUCGCCGUGGGACCCGGGCCAAAUCCUUACAACUUCCAGGUCGGUGACCGCGUCGCCUGGCUCAGCACCGGCGGAUAUGCGGAGUACACUGCCGUCGCUGCGGCCAAGACGGUCAAAAUCCCCGACGGCAUCUCAGAUGAGGAUGUCAUGGCCUCAUUCCUCAGCGGGCUGACCGUCUUGUCGCUAGCGAAGGAGACCUAUGCCGUGCAGAAGGGCGAUUGGGUUCUUUUGCACGCUGCCGCGGGUGGUGCCGGCUUUCUCAUGACGCAGAUCCUCAAGGCGAUCGGCGCGCAUGUUAUUGGUACUGCUGGUGGUCCGGAGAAGGUCGAGCUGGUUAAAAGCCUCGGUGCGGAUCAUGUAAUCGACUACCGCAGCGAAGGGGGAAAGGAUUGGGUGAAGCGCGUGAAGGAAAUCACCGGCGGCCGAGGCGUGGAUGUCGUCUAUGAUUCCGUCGGAAAGGAUACCUGGGAAGGAAGUCUGGAGGCCGUCAAGAGGAAAGGUACGAUUGUCUGGUUUGGAAAUGCCAGCGGACCCGUUCCUCCUCUACCUCUGAAUAAACUCUCCCCCAAGUGCGUCAAGGUUGCCCGUCCUACACUUUUCGGCUACAUUGAGACCCGCGAAGAAUUCGAAUUCUAUGUCAAUGAGCUGUUCAACCUGCUCCAGUCUGGCCAGCUCAAGGUCAGAAUCCACAAGAUCUACCCGCUUGAGCAGGUUCAACAGGCGCAUAUCGACCUCGAGGGGAGGAAGACUACGGGAAAGCCUCUCUUGAAGCCAUGA
Aspergillus udagawae is the source of this 999-nucleotide messenger RNA. RefSeq names its product quinone oxidoreductase family protein. The record is from RefSeq and is a predicted model, not a curated record. The transcript has 2 exons. Gene Ontology annotation, biological process: cellular response to oxidative stress. Gene Ontology annotation, molecular function: quinone reductase (NADPH) activity; zinc ion binding. The coding region runs from base 1 to 999 and encodes 332 amino acids. NCBI's taxonomy places the organism in Eukaryota, Fungi, Ascomycota, Eurotiomycetes, Eurotiales, Aspergillaceae. Gene Ontology annotation, cellular component: cytoplasm.